Nothobranchius furzeri (turquoise killifish) is the source of this 4158-nucleotide messenger RNA. It is a transcript of the gene hgfb, whose product is annotated as hepatocyte growth factor b. Gene Ontology annotation, molecular function: signaling receptor binding; serine-type endopeptidase activity. NCBI's taxonomy places the organism in Eukaryota, Metazoa, Chordata, Actinopteri, Cyprinodontiformes, Nothobranchiidae. Gene Ontology annotation, biological process: proteolysis; hepatocyte growth factor receptor signaling pathway; positive regulation of protein phosphorylation. The record is from RefSeq and is a predicted model, not a curated record.
AGACGCAGACGCAUCAUUUGGGCAGAGGUGGCAGCAACCGCUGAUUCCUGUCAGGCAGCGCAGCGCUCCUGUUUCUUUCCCGGAAUUUUAAUCGUUUCUUUGUAAUAUUCUUGAACGACACGACCAUGUGGAUGUACAGGCUCAUUUUCGGACUCUUUGUCGUUUCUUACUCUGAGAGUAGAAGAAAUCCACUUCAAGACUACCUGAAAUCUGAUGGCACCCAGCUGGCUGCAGUGACUCCUGAUUCCUCUCACCUGACCAAAAGCAGGAAACUCAGCUUAGCCAAAUGUGCUAAAACCUGCACCCGCAGUAAGAGACUCCCAUUCGCCUGCAGAUCAUUCCUCUAUGAUCAUAAAAACAGGAAGUGCCAGUGGCUGUCAUUUGACAGAACCUCAUCAGGCGCUGUGAGCCAUCAAAACCUCUACUAUGAACUCUAUCAAAAGAAAGACUAUGUAAGAGAAUGCAUUGUAGGAACAGGUCUGAGCUACAGAGGGUGGAGGUCAGUGACGGUGACUGGGAUCCUCUGCCAGGCCUGGGCCUCACCAAUACCUCAUGAGCACAACUUCAUGUCUAAAAGGUUCAGGAAGCAUGACCUUAGAGAGAACUACUGCCGCAAUCCAGACAACUCCACUGCGGGUCCAUGGUGCUUCACCACCGAUCCGAGGCCACACCUCAGACACCAGGACUGUGGCAUACCGCAGUGUUCACAGGUCGAGUGUGUGAACUGUAAUGGGGAAGAUUACCGAGGACCCAUGGACCAAACAGAGAGUGGAAAAGAAUGCCAGCGGUGGGAUUUGGAAGAACCUCACAAACACCUGUACCACCCCAAGAGGUACCCCAAUAAAGGCCUGGAUGAUAACUACUGUAGGAAUCCAAAUGGACGUCACCGACCCUGGUGUUUCACCACUGAUCCAAACACAGUGUGGGAGUACUGUGACAUCAAAGUCUGUGAAACCCCUCCUAAAAAUCCUGUGGUGGAAACAAGUGAAUGUUACGAGGGCAGAGGAGAGGGCUACAGGGGCACGGUGGACAUGACACCAAGUGGAAUCAUAUGCCAGAGAUGGGAUUCCCAGUUUCCCCAUAACCACACAUUUUCCCCUCAAGCUUACCCUUGCAAGGACCUGAGAGAGAACUACUGUCGAAAUCCAGAUGGACAAGAAUCCCCCUGGUGCUUCACUACAGACCCAAGAGUCCGCACCAUGUUCUGCACCAACAUCCCUCGCUGCGGCACCCAAAACAGACCUGAAAGCGACUGUUAUUGGAGCUUUGGGGAGAAUUACCAAGGAGAGAAGUCAAGAACUAGAUCAAACCUGCCCUGCGCUUCCUGGAGAGACCACAGCAACAGCGGAGACCGGGGCAUGCUGACGGCAGGCCUGGAGGGGAACUUCUGCAGAAAUCCUGACAAGGACAAACACGGUCCCUGGUGUUUUACCAAUCAUUCUGCCAUUCACUGGGACUACUGCAACGUCAAACCUUGCGAUGCUUCCCAGAAUACCAUUCCAGCAGCCGAGCCAUCCUCUGUGGGAUGUUUUGUCCAUAAAAGGACCAGGAUCGUGGGCGGAGCUCCAGUUGGCAUAUCAGGCGGGAGCUGGAUGGUCAGCAUACAGAAAGGAUCAGUUCACUGGUGUGGUGGUUCACUAAUCCGAGAGGAGUGGGUUCUCACUGACCAACAGUGCUUCUCUUCCUGUGUUCCAGACCUCAGUGAGUAUCGAGUGUGGCUCGGAAUCUCUGAUCUACAAGAAGAUGCUCUCGACAGGUUGAAAAGGCAGGAGGUCAACAUAGCUCAUAUAAUAUGUGGCCCUGAAGGGUCAAGUUUAGCUCUCCUAAGACUUGCAAAGCCAGCCUUUCCUGCUGACAAUGUUCAUACUAUUCAGCUGCCAGUGGCUGGAUGCUCCAUUCCAGAGGGAACGAUAUGUAAAAUGUACGGAUGGGGAGAAACUAAAGGCACAGGCCACGAUGAGGUACUGAAGGAGGUCAACUUGCCCAUUGUCAGCAAUGACAGGUGCAGAGAGAUGCACAGAGGGAUCUUCCAUAUCACCAACACCAAAAUCUGUGCAGGGGGGAAGAAGAAUGAGGGAGUGUGUGAGAGGGAUUACGGCGGCCCUCUUGUUUGUCAGGAUGGCGAGAUCAGAGUUAUUGUUGGCGUAAGCGUCCAUGGCAGAGGCUGUGCUCGGGCCAACCAGCCUGGCAUCUUCAUCAACGUGCCCUUCUACACACAGUGGAUUUACAAGGUCUUCAAAUACUACCCCAACCCUGAAAUUGCUUAGAGACUGAAGUCAAGUAAAUCAUUAUAAGGCGACUAAAUCAAAACCAGAGCCUGUCUUCCUUAACUUCGGUGGGCAUCUGGUUUUUAUGACUUGUUCACCUUUGGGGUCUGCAAAUGAAGAUGAAGGUCCUCACUUACACUUUGAUGUAAGACAUACAAUCAUCACAAAUACCUUCAUGAUCCUACUGUAAUUGUCACCAGUGGUGUAUAUGAAGGUGAACAUGUGUUGCUCCUCUUAAUGCACACUGGAACACCCACUAAGUGAGAAGUUUUAGAAGAUUGAUGUCCAUCUUUUUUUCUCUCUCAUUUUUCUACCAAACUCCCAGAUACGUGUGUGUGUGUGUGUGUGUGUGUGUGUGUGUGUGUGUGUGUGUGUGUGUGUGUGUGUGUGUGUGUGUGCGCGAAUACACUCCAUUCCUGAAAUGACUUGAAUAAUUUGACACCAAAUGCAGUUGUUUUAAUGGCACAUCACUGAGGUGAUCAGAACAGUAUCCAAAGACAGGACGUCAUCAAGGGCACACUUACCCAGCUCUAUGCAUCUUCAAGCGGGCUUAAAUGAACUAGUCCUUCAUGUAAAUAGUGUUUUGAGUGUAUUUGUUACACUCUAAAUGUAAUUUAGGUCUUAUAGAUCUACGACAGGUGAUUAUGAAUGCUGUAGCAGGCAAAUUAAGUGUUUUCACAAUUGAAGUUAUACGCAAAGUACCUUCGUUCCUGUACUUCUAAAACCAUCACAAUCCCACCGCCUGCAGAUAUGGAAGCUUUUGUUAGGAAUCCAUGAAUGAACAGUUGUCUAAUGCUUAUUGGAAUUUAAAAAGUAAUGUUACUAAACUGUAUCAUACAUGUGUAUAUGUCCCUCUUUUUUAUGAUUUUUUUUUAUUAUGUGUCAGUUCAUUGUAUGGUUGCACCUGUUUUUGUUUGUUUUCUGUAUCAGUGUCUAUGCCAAAAGACGCCUGCAGAGGCAGAGGAAGUGACUUGGUCUGUGCCUGUUUGAGCCAAAGGUGAAUUAAUUAUCCCUGCACUCAGACCUUGGCAGACCCCCUCAUUCUUUCCACUCUGGAUGUUAAUGUCACAAAGUCUGUGCCUUCGACUCUGAGAAUGGGACGGCCUUUAUGUCAGAGCUGUUGGUAAUGAGCUUCAGUGGAGCUCGAACAAAUUAUUAGACCGUUUGUAACAGGUGUGAGUGACUGAGAUGGAUUUGUAACAUAUACUGUGAUUGUAAGUGUGUGUGUGUGUGUGUGUGUGUGUGUGUGUGUGUGUGUGUGUGUGUGUGUGUGUGUGUGUGUGUGUGUGUGUACAUAUGCUGCAGCUGCUACAUUCUACAGGUUGUACAGUAUUGCCUAACGUUUUCUGUAAAUAAAUAGUAAUUUUAAAAUCCAUCCUAUACAAUGCGCUUCAUAAUAAACAGCUCCAACAAUAAUUUGAAAUUAUUUUGCUCUUUAUUUUUUUAGAGUCCUUUUCUCUGCAUCACAUUGAAGCAACUGAACGUUACCACAUGUGAUUUACACACGUUUUUGUUUUGCUUUUGCAUUAUUAUGCAACUGUGACUCCCUUUAUUAUUCCCAUCUCAUCCAGAGCUGCAAAACUUUUCAACAAGAGGCAGUUUUUACUCUCACAUCAGCCCCUUUUAUCUCUCUGCAACAGCUUCCUGUAAACUUUACACCUCAAUCGAAUCUCCUCAUCCUUGUCAGAACAGUGAUCAGGCUCCCAUCUUAAAUCAGUGAAGUCGUAGUUGUGUGAUUGCAUUUAAUCUGAUUUAAAGCACUUUAUAACUGAUAUUGAAUUUGUUGUAUUUAAAUAGGGAUCUGCUUAUUUAAUGACAUACUUCCUUUGAAUAGCCAACUUCUGACAAUAAAAUAUUCUAUCUGAAAAAAAAAAGUCUGCUCAGUACAAUU